ACGCGUCCUAGAUGCACCUGUUGGUGAAGAUGCGCCAGGCGAAAUGGGAAAACCAGUUACACUGCCAGCAAAUAUGUCAGUCGAAAUGAAAAAAGCAGUCGAUGAUGGCUGGACAAAGAAUGCAUUUAAUCAAUACGUAUCAGAUUUGAUCUCAGUACAUCGCACACUGCCCGACCCACGUGACGCCUGGUGCAAAGAACCGGGACGUUAUCUAGAAGAUCUACCAGCCACCGAUGUCAUAAUUUGUUUCCACAAUGAGGCAUGGUCAGUGCUGCUGCGUACAGUGCAUUCAGUGUUGGAUCGCUCGCCAAAGCAUUUAAUUGGACACAUUUUACUUGUGGAUGACUUUUCAGAUAUGCCUCACACUAAAAAACAGUUGGAAGACUACUUUGACGCAUAUCCAAAGGUUAAAAUAGUGCGCGCACCGAAGCGUGAAGGCUUAAUACGUGCAAGACUGCUUGGUGCACGUUAUGCUACAUCUCCGGUGCUGACCUAUUUGGAUUCGCAUUGCGAGUGUACGGAAGGUUGGCUAGAACCACUAUUAGAUCGAAUUGCUAGGAACUCAACAACGGUUGUAUGCCCCGUUAUUGAUGUUAUAGAUGACACUACAUUAGAAUAUCACUACCGCGACUCAGGUGGUGUGAACGUCGGCGGUUUUGAUUGGAAUUUACAAUUUAACUGGCAUUCAGUACCAGAACGAGAACGAAAAAGACAUAAGAACUCGGCAGAGCCCGUUUACACACCCACAAUGGCCGGUGGUCUCUUCACAAUUGACCGUAAAUUCUUCGAAUUGCUGGGUACUUAUGAUUCCGGUUUCGAUAUUUGGGGUGGCGAAAAUUUGGAAUUGUCUUUUAAGACUUGGAUGUGUGGUGGUACGUUGGAAAUUGUUCCUUGCUCACAUGUGGGACACAUCUUCAGAAAAAGAUCACCCUAUAAGUGGCGCUCAGGUGUAAACGUGCUGAAAAAGAAUUCCGUGCGCUUGGCUGAAGUUUGGUUGGACGACUAUGCGAAAUACUACUAUCAACGAAUCGGCAAUGACAAGGGUGACUUCGGUGAUGUCAGUGCGAGAAAGGAAUUAAGAACCCGCUUAGGUUGUAAGAACUUCAAAUGGUACUUGGAUACAAUAUAUCCAGAACUUUUCAUACCAGGUGAAUCUGUAGCAUAUGGAGAGAUAAGAAAUUUAGGUUACGGCGGUCGCACUUGUUUGGAUUCACCUGCGCGUAAAAAGGAUCUGAAGAAGCCAGUCGGUCUAUAUCCAUGCCAUAAUCAAGGCGGCAAUCAGUAUUGGAUGCUAAGCAAAGCUGGUGAGAUCCGCCGAGAUGAAGCUUGUCUCGAUUAUGCCGGACUUGAUGUUAUACUGUAUCCCUGCCAUGGCUCCAAAGGAAAUCAGUUCUGGUCCUAUAACAGUGACAGCAAACAACUACGACAUGGUUCUUCCGACAAAUGCCUGACUAUCAGCGAGAAGAAGGAUAAGAUACUGAUGGAAGAAUGCAAUACAAGUCAUCUGCGACAACAAUGGCGUUUGGAGAACUAUGAUCCAUCGAAAUUGUGAGGCUACUUUUUUGCCAAUGGCACAAAUAUGAUAGCAAUCGCAACCCGCAGACGCAGAAAAUAGUAAUAAAAUCAUAAGAAGGAAAAAUUUUUUAAAUAGUGCAAUACGAAUAGAACUAAAAAUUAAAUUUAUAAAAAAUUGAUUUGAUCACUCAAAAUUUAGACAAAAUUUUACUGGUGUAAAUAGAAGUAAUUUCCGUUUCCUGUUUGUGAUGAUAUGAUGAUUUGACGAUAUGAGACGUGUUAAAACUUUAGUUCAAGAUAAUUUGAAGUCAAGAAUUUAGUUAAAUGAUUAAAUUUUUAAAUGAUUUAAAAUGAUUUCUUUUUUGAAAGCGACUGUUGUACAGUAGAUUUAAGCACAAAUUUUAGUUACGCCACAAAUUUAUAUCAACAAUAAAUUAAUUUGAUAGAAAUUAAAUUAUAUUUGAAUUAAAUAAAAUUAAAAAAAAAAUUAAAUAUUAUUAAAUAUACAAUAAAUCGAUACAAUGUAUACACGCUUGUGUGUAGGUGAGCUUUGAUGGCAGAGUCAAUGCAAAAUGUGAGCAUUUAAUUGAUUUCUACAACUAUAAGUCUUAGUUACUUAAAAAUAUUUUAUAUAUAAUUUAGUUAAUAAUUUAUUUAAUUGUAAUUUA
Molecule: messenger RNA, 2183 nt
Organism: Teleopsis dalmanni
Lineage: Eukaryota; Metazoa; Arthropoda; Insecta; Diptera; Diopsidae
Product: putative polypeptide N-acetylgalactosaminyltransferase 9
Exons: 10
Coding region: 44-1552 (502 amino acids)
Cellular component (GO): Golgi apparatus
Source: RefSeq, a predicted model, not a curated record